Paramecium pentaurelia is the source of this 1599-nucleotide messenger RNA. NCBI's taxonomy places the organism in Eukaryota, Ciliophora, Oligohymenophorea, Peniculida, Parameciidae. The record is from the annotation of a GenBank genome assembly.
AUGCAAGAGGAUAUGAUUUUAGAAAAAAGUUCAUAAGACUCUCUUAAACUUACAUAAAGAUCCUCUAUAUUAGAUAGAAAAUAUAGUGGUCGUUAUAUGUUCUAAUAAUCACAAUAGGAUGAAUAACAAACCUAAAUUCAAAGCAAUAGAAAUAGAAUCAAACAAUAACUAAAAUGUAAAUCCUUUUUCAUUUUAGGUUAAUUGAAUGCCAUAAUCAAUAAACAAGUAUAGCCCUUAUAUAUGCGUGAAGAGCAGUUGAUUGAAUUAGGUAGGAAAUUAGACUUAGAAAUAACCUCUAUUGAUGUUGAUAAUAUUAUACCUAAUACAAAGGAGUUUUUUGAAGAUUAUGAAAUUCAUGAAAGAUUGGGAGAAGGAUGUUUAGGCUUAGUAAAACGAAUAGUCUAAAAAAAUACAGGCUUAGAAUUCGCUGUUAAAAUUGUAGCCACUUAAGAUGAAGAAAUUAUACGUAAUGUAAAAGACAAUGAUAAUACAUUUUCAGAUGAUUAUUGAAUUUAAGAGAUUAGUUGAAUUAUCACAUGAUAAUAUUGUCAAAGCUUACAAAAUGUAUUUAGAUUUUGAUACAGGAUUUUAAUCAGAAAGCUAAGCAUUUGUUGUUAUGGAAUUGAUUAAAGGCAAAGAAAUGUUUGAAGUCAUUAAUGAUUCUGGACAUUAUAGUGAAGUUGAUGCAAAAGAAUUAUUCAAAUAAUUACUUAGUGCAAUCGAAUAUAUGCAUCGUCAUGGCAUUUGUCAUAGAGAUCUUAAGCCAAAUAAUAUUUUAUGUCUAUAAGGUAAAUUAUUUAUAAUCAAUACAUUAAUAGAUAGAAAGUAAAUUAAAGUAACAGAUUUUAAUGUUAGUAAAUUUAGUGAUUCAUAUAAAUUAUUUGGAGAUCUAAAAGACACUGAAAAAAUAGAAAUGUGGACAUAUACUGGCACUGUGGCUUUUUCUGCACCUGAAAUAUUUACAGGAGAAGGUUACAAGUAAUAAGUACUUUAAUGAUAUAUUAAAAGUUAAAUGGUUGAUAUGUGGAGUGCAGGUUGUAUACUUUAUUCAAUGCUUUCUGGAUAAUUACCCUUUAAUGCAGACUAGUAAUUAAAUUUUUACCUUAUUCUAGUUUGAAUGAUCUUGUGGAAAAUAUUAAAUUAGCUAAAUAUGAUUUCCCUGAAGAAAUCUUUUCAGAAGUCUCUGUUGAAGCCAAAAAUUUAAUUUAAUAAUUAUUAAAAAAAGAUCCUUAAGAGAGACCACAUCCAGAUAAUGCUCUAGUGCAUUCUUGGUUUAGAGGCAAUGUAGUCAGGAAAACUUUAAAACAUCUGACUAUUAAUAAAAAUAUUUGUCAUCUUUCAUCCAAAAAUUCAAAUAAAUAAAGAUAGAGAACAUUUCUAUUGAAAAAAGAUUGGUACACAGGAUCAAGUGAUGGUGAAGAUGAAAUUUAUUACUAUGAUAUUAAAAUUAAAUCCACCAUUAGAAAGAGUUUAUUUUACUCUAUUAAACCUAUUAGAGAAUAGUAAUAUCAUAUGUACUAACUCAAAGGUACUAAUGGAUUGAUUCAUAAGUCUAAUACUAUUGAAAUAGAAGAUUAUAAAUAUAAUGAUUAAUAGUGA